This is a messenger RNA of Zingiber officinale, 814 nucleotides long. RefSeq lists its product as uncharacterized. The transcript is spliced from 2 exons. The record is from RefSeq and is a predicted model, not a curated record. Gene Ontology annotation, biological process: regulation of DNA endoreduplication. The coding region runs from base 227 to 691 and encodes 154 amino acids. NCBI's taxonomy places the organism in Eukaryota, Viridiplantae, Streptophyta, Magnoliopsida, Zingiberales, Zingiberaceae.
AGGUUGAAGGAAGCCAUUAGAAGAGCAAAGUGAAUUCCUCUCCUGCCUCCUCCUCCUCCUCCUCCUCCUCCUCCUUGCAGUUGCCAGAGAGAUAGAGAUGAUGCAUAUUGAUGGCUUGAGAUGGGAGCAUAAUGAUGAGGGAAUGGAGGGUAAGGCAUGAGCUGCCGCCUUUAAUGAUGCUGCCAAGAUAGCACAGUCUGCAGAUCAGAAGGAAGCAAGGAAUAACAUGGAUCUCAGAAGACAUGGCGCAAGCUCCAAGCUUUCGAUCGCUUCUCCUUCUGUUCCCUGUGGAGAGAGUAAAAACGAGGAGGGAGGCAGUGUAGGGACAGAGAAGGUGGCAGAACCAGACCAGCUGGAUCGAGAAGUGGACCGUUGCUACGCCGAUGAGGACGGCGGCGAUGGCUACCGCACGCCGACGUCGCCGAGCCGUAGAAUUCCGGAGCCUCUCUCCUGCCCGCCCGCGCCGAGGAAGUCUAAGCCGCCGCCUUCUUCUUCUUCUUCGCUGAGGUUGAAGAGGAGGCAGAGGAGCAGAGGAGCGGAGGCGGAGGGGAGCGGGAGCUUUGCCAGCUCUAGCCCGGAGCUGGAGGACUUGGCGCCGGCGAGCAAGAAGGCUAGGAAGAUGCUGCAGUGGAAGAGUGUGAUUGAAGAAGAUGCUGCUGCUGCUGCUCCUGUGUUUGAGCUGCCUAAAUGAUCAGAGUUUUUCUUUCUUUUUAUUUAUUUAUUUAUUUGUUUUUCAUUUGUUGAUCUUUCGAUUGGAACUUGGAUUUUGAUCGCGACGCUGGCUGUGGAAGUGAUCGGAUUUGGGUGUGUUUAU